AUGGCGGAUACCAAAGCUGUCGAGAAAAGCAAAGAUGAAAAAUCUGAUGCAAAGGAUACUGAAAAAAAGGGCGAAUCUAAGGCCGACCAGGAUUUGUCAGAAGAAGACAAACUGCUCCAAGAUGAGUUGAAUAUGCUGUUGUAUGCUGCAGCUUUAGAAAGUCUACGGACGUUGAUAAGGGCAUCUACCACAUCUAUGACGUCAGUGCCAAAGCCAUUGAAAUUCCUCAGAGUUCACUAUGAUACACUUAAGGGAAUUUAUGAAACCAUUAAAGACUCAAACACACAGAGAUUCUGUGCUGACAUAGUGUCUGUUCUAGGCAUGACCAUGAGUGAGGGAAGGGAUAGCCUUAAAUACAGGCUUUUAGGCUCAAAGGAGGAGAUCGGUUCAUGGGGUCAUGAGUAUGUCAGGCAUCUGGCUGGACAGGUUGCUCAAGAAUGGCAGGAUGUCAGUGAUGACAAUAAGGAGAUGCGGGACAAGCUAGUAGCUCUAGCCAAGGACAUUGUUCCUUACCACAUGUCGCACAAUGCAGAGGCCGAAGCUUGUGAUUUGCUGAUGGAGAUAGAAAGGCUGGACCUCCUUCAAGAUUAUGUUGAUGAGUCUGCCUACGCUAGAGUUUGUCUGUAUUUGACAAGCUGCGUCCCUUAUGUACCGGAUCCAGAAAACACUGUUCUGUUGAAAUGUGCCGUGAACUUGUACAGAAAGUUUAAGCAGUAUCCUCAGGCCUUGAGGUUUGCAAUGGCCUUGAAUGAUAUGCCACUCAUUGAAGAAAUUUUCUUUGAGUGCCCUGAUCCACUUGUAAAGAAACAGCUGGCAUAUAUGCUUGGACGUCAGCAGAUCUCCUUGGAGCUGUCAGAAUCCUUGGAUGAUAAGGAUGAUUUAAGAGAGAUCAUUUCUAAUGGUCAGUUAAAUCAGCAUUUUCUAACGCUAGCCAGAGAGUUAGAUAUCAUGGAUCCCAAAGUUCCUGAAGAUAUUUACAAGACUCAUCUGGAACCAAACAGAAGCACCAUUGGCUCCAGUAACCUGGACUCAGCCCGACAGAACUUGGCAGCUUCGUUUGUAAACGGUCUCGUCAAUGCAGCUUUUGGUACUGACAAACUGAUCACCCCGGAGGAUGGUCACAAGUGGCUGUAUAAGAACAAGGAGCAUGGCAUGCUGAGUGCGACCGCUUCCCUUGGUUUGAUUUUACUCUGGGAUGUUGAUGGGGGUCUCACGCAGAUUGACAAGUUCCUGUACUCUUCAGAGGAUUACAUUAAGGCUGGAGCUCUGCUGGCUUGUGGUAUAGUCAACUCAGGAGUACGCAACGAGUGUGACCCAGCUCUUGCCUUGUUGUAUGAUCACGUGACACACAACAACUCCUACAUGAGGAUUGGUGCCAUUCUUGGCUUGGGACUGGCUUAUGCAGGCUCCAACCGAGAAGAUGUUCUAAGUCUAAUUCUUCCCGUCUUGGGCGAUUCCAAAGCCAACAUGGAGGUGGUUGGUGUUGCAGCCCUAGCUUGUGGAAUGAUUUCCGUGGGCACUUGCAAUGGAGAAGUGACAUCCACAAUAUUACAGACUAUGAUGGAAAGAUCUGAAACUGAACUCAAGGAGACAUAUUCUCGUUACCUGGCUCUGGGCCUUGCUCUUGCAAUGUUGGGAAAACAGGAUUCUGUAGAUGCCACCUUGAUGGCCCUAGAAGUGGUGGCCGAGCCGCUGAGGUCCAUGGCGACAAUGCUGGUUGAUGUGGUAGCCUAUGCAGGGACUGGCAAUGUCUUGAAGAUUCAGCACCUCCUGCAUGUUUGCUCAGAACAUGACGAGUCCAAGGACGCAGACAACAAUGAGAAAAAGGAAGAUAAGAACAAAAAGAAGGAAAAAGAUAAAGAAGAUAAGAAGAAGGAGGAAGAGAAGCCAAGUGGGCCUGAUCUGUCUACUCAGCAAGGUGUUGCAGUCUUGGGUAUUGGUUUGAUUGCCAUGGGAGAAGAAGUUGGCUGCGAGAUGUCGUUCCGAGCCUUUGGCCACCUGCUGCGUUACGGUGAACUUCCCAUCAGGCGGGCUGUACCUCUGGCCCUGGCUCUCAUUUCUGUGUCCAACCCCAAACUGAACAUUCUUGACACCCUCAGCAAGUUCUCUCAUGACAGUGAUCCUGAGGUGGCACACAAUGCUAUUCUGGCCAUGGGCAUUGUGGGGGCAGGUACCAAUAAUGCUCGUUUGGCUGCCAUGUUGAGACAGUUGGCUGUUUAUCAUGCUAAAGAUCCCAACAACCUGUUUGUGGUCCGCCUGGCUCAAGGUCUAACCCAUCUUGGCAAGGGAACACUGACGCUCAGCCCGUACCAUAGUGACCGCACACUUAUGUCCCCUGUAGCCGUGGCCGGCUUGUUAGCAAUGCUGGUUUCAUGUCUGGAUGUUAAAAAUAUUAUCCUAGGCAAGUCACACUACAUGCUGUACACUUUGGUAUCUGCCAUGCAGCCCAGAAUGCUGGUGACUUUUGAUGAGCAGCUACGACCCCUGCCCACAACUGUCAGGGUUGGUCAGGCAGUGGAUGUUGUUGGCCAAGCAGGCAAGCCUAAGACCAUUACAGGCUUCCAGACACAUACCACCCCCGUGCUGUUGGCUUAUGGAGAGAGGGCAGAGCUGGCAACUGAAGAAUAUAUACCCCUGACUCCAAUUAUGGAAAGUUUUGUCAUCCUCCGCAAGAACCCAGACUACAGCGCAGAAUCUUAA
This is a messenger RNA of Candidula unifasciata, 2700 nucleotides long. The record is from the annotation of a GenBank genome assembly. NCBI's taxonomy places the organism in Eukaryota, Metazoa, Mollusca, Gastropoda, Stylommatophora, Geomitridae.